Molecule: messenger RNA, 2382 nt
Organism: Propithecus coquereli (Coquerel's sifaka)
Lineage: Eukaryota; Metazoa; Chordata; Mammalia; Primates; Indriidae
Gene: FOXM1
Product: forkhead box M1
Exons: 8
Coding region: 136-2382 (748 amino acids)
Biological process (GO): regulation of DNA-templated transcription; G2/M transition of mitotic cell cycle
Molecular function (GO): sequence-specific DNA binding; DNA-binding transcription factor activity
Source: RefSeq, a predicted model, not a curated record
CUGGCUCGGCCCCCAGGUUGGAGGAGCCCGGAGUCCGCCCUCCGAGCCACAGCCCGGCAGCGGCGGCGGCGGCGGCUGCAGUCUGGAGGGUCCAUGCUUGUGAUUCUCAAUGGAGAGUAAAAACAUAGAUUCAUAAUGAAAACCAGCCCCCGUCGGCCACUGAUUCUCAAAAGACGGAGGCUGCCCCUUCCCGUUCAAAAUGCCUCAGGUGAAACAUCAGAGGAGGAACCUAAGAGAGUCCCUGCCCAACAGGAGCCUAGUCAAGCACAGGCCUCCAAGGAGGUGGCAGAGUCAAACUCCUGCAAGUUUCCAGCUGGGAUCAAGAUUAUUAACCAUCCAACCAUGCCCAAUACCCAAGUGGUGGCCAUCCCCAACAACGCCAAUAUCCAGAGCAUCAUCACAGCCUUGACUGCCAAAGGCAAAGAGAGUGGCAGCAGUGGGCCCAACAAAUUCAUCCUCAUCAGCUGUGGGGGAGCCCCAACUCACCCUCCAGGACUCCAGCCUCAAGCCCAAACCAGCAAUGAUGCUAAGAAGACGGAAGUGAUCACUGAGAUGUUGGGACCAAAACCUGCAGCUGGGGAUGUGAAUGUUCCUAGAGCACCUGGAACCCUUCUGGGGCAGAGACGGGAGAGCUGUGGCAGUGAGGCAGCAGGCUGCACUCUUGACAACAGCUUAACCAACAUCCAGUGGCUUGGAAAGAUGAGCUCUGAUGGACUGGGAUCCUGUGGCAUCAAGCAAGAGGUGGAGGAAAAGGAGAAUUGUCACCUGGAGCAGAGACCGGUUAAGGUUGAGGAGGCCUCAGGAGCAUCGACGUCCUGGCAGGACUCUGUGUCUGAGCGGCCGCCCUACUCUUACAUGGCCAUGAUACAAUUCGCCAUCAACAGCACCGAGAGGAAGCGCAUGACCCUGAAAGACAUCUAUACUUGGAUUGAGGACCACUUCCCCUAUUUUAAGCACAUUGCCAAGCCAGGCUGGAAGAACUCCAUUCGCCACAACCUUUCCCUCCAUGACAUGUUCGUUCGGGAGACGUCUGCCAAUGGCAAGGUUUCCUUCUGGACCAUUCACCCCAGUGCCAAUCGCUACUUAACGUUGGACCAGGUGUUUAAGCAGCAGCAGAAACGACCCAAUCCUGAGCUCCGCCGGAACGUGACCGUCAAAACUGAACUCCCGCUGGGCGCACGGCGGAAGAUGAAGCCGCUGCUACCUCGGGUCAGCUCGUACCUGGUGCCCAUCCAGUUCCCAGUGAAUCAGUCACUGGUGCUGCAGCCCUCCGUGAAGGUGCUGCUGCCCCUGGCGGCUUCCCUCAUGAGCUCGGAGCUCGCCCGCCACAGCAAGCGAGUCCGCAUCGCCCCCAAGGUGCUGCUCGCUGACGAGGGGGCAGCCGCUCUCCCCACUGCAGGACCCGUGAAAGAGGAGAAGCUCCUGCGUGGAGAAGGGCUGUCUCCUCUGCUUCCAGUUCAGUCCAUCAAGGAGGAAGAAAUCCAGCCUGGGGAGGAAACGCUGCACUUAGUGAGGCCCAUCAAAGUGGAGAGCCCUCCCUUGGAAGAGUGGCCCUCCCUGUCCCCAUCUUUCAAAGAGGAAUCAUCUCACUCCUGGGAGGAUUCGUCCCACUCUCCCACCCCAAAGUCCAAGAAGUCCUACAGCGGAAUCAAGUCCCCAGCCCAGUGCGUCUCGGAAAUGCUCGUGAUCAAGCGCAGGGAGAGGAGGGAGAGGAGCCGGUCUCGAAGGAAACAGCAUCUGCUGCCUCCCUGCCUCGAUGAGCCCGAGCUGCUCUUCUCAGAGGGCCCCAACACUUCCCAGCCUGCCACGGAGCUUCCUUUCCUGGCAGACUCCUCUGAGCCCGGCGCCCGGCUCGGCCACUCCCGGGAGGAGGAAGGACCUUUUAAGACACCCAUUAAGGAGACGCUGCCCAUCUCCUCCACCCCGAGCAAAUCUGUCCUCCCCAGAACCCCCGAAUCCUGGAAGCUCACACCCCCAGCCAAAGUGGGAGGGCUGGAUUUCAGCCCAGUACGAACCCCCCACGGUGCCUUUGGCCCCCUGCCUGACUCCCUGGGGCUGAUGGAUCUCAGCACCACCCCGCUGAAAAGCAUUCCCCUCUUUGACUCACCCCGAGAGCUCCUCAAUUCAGAACCCUUUGACCUCCCCUCUGACCCCUUUGGCAGCUCUUGCCCCACAGAUAUCGAGGUCCCCAAGCCAGGCCCCCCGGAGCCACAGGCUCCCAGCCUUUCAGCCAACCGUUCUCUGACGGAAGGCCUGGUUCUGGACACAAUGAAUGACAGCCUCAGCAAGAUCCUGCUGGACAUCAGCUUCCCCGGCCUGGAGGAGGACCCACUGGGCCCUGACGGCAUCAGCUGGUCCCAGUUCAUUCCUGAGCUACGGUAG